AUGGCAGUAACCGCCCCACACCCGAUGGAUUUGUCACACCACUACUCCUACACCACCAAAAACCGUCUUGCAAGUUUUGUCAAAAGCUAUUACAAAUACUACACGAUUCCAGGACUGGCCAAUUUUGCCGGGGGCUUGCCGCACCAAUCAUACUUUCCUUAUGACACGCUCGAAGCAGACAUCGCGCGACCAGAUCGUCUGAAACCUAUUAGUGCCGGGGACUCGAAAUCAGAGCGCCUCAUCGUCCCCAAACAAUCCCCAGUCACCGAUGUCCAACGACGGAUCGACCUGACCACCGCUCUGCAGUAUGGCACAGCGGAAGGUUAUCCAGCACUGGUCUCAUUUCUACGACAAUUCACCCGUGAUCACCUUCAUCCCAAUGUCCCAUAUGAAGGGGGCCCGGAAAUCGUCUUGAGUUGUGGUAACACCGAUGGCUUCUCCAAAGCUAUUGAACUUUUGACCAAUAUCUGGAAUCCCGAUCGUGAUUGGAUUCGCCAGCGGGAAGGCGUGCUGUGUGAACGAUUCGCCUACAUGAAUGCUAUCCAGACGGUUAAACCAAGGGGAUUGAAUGUGGUUGGAGUGGCUAUGGAUGACCAGGGUAUGUGUGCUUUCGGUGAGGGCGGUCUCGAAGACGUUUUGGAGAACUGGGACUUCCGACGUGGUCGUCGACCCCAUGUUAUGUACACUGUGACCAUGGGUCAGAAUCCUACCGGCGGAGUGUUACAGAUCGAACGCAAAAGGGAAAUAUACGCCCUUUGCCAGAAAUAUGACGUGAUUAUUGUUGAGGAUGAACCAUAUUGGAACUUACAGUUUCCAUCUGCUUACGAGAUGGAAGCCCAAGCUCGCGGCUUAUCUAUUCCACGUCCACGAAAUUACAAUGCGGGGGAAAAGUCGUCCGGCUAUCCGUUUUUGGAUGCAUUGGCCCCCUCAUAUCUAUCCAUCGACACAGAGGGCCGAGUGAUCAGACUAGACACCUUUUCCAAGUCCAUCGCCCCCGGAAGUCGACUUGGCUGGAUCACUGCACAGCCCGCUAUCAUCGAACGUCUGACUCGCAUCACCGAAUGUUCUACACAGCAGCCUAGUGGAUUCGUGCAAUCCAUAGUAGCAGAAAUGCUCAUGGGCAAGCAAAACGAGGAAACGAAGGCUCGGGUCUUCAAACUGCAAGAUUCCUUAGGCUGGCAGAUGGAUGGCUGGGUACGCUGGCUAGAGGGCCUGCGAGCAGGCUAUGAGAAGCGUAUGCAAUCCAUGUGUACUAUUCUGGAGGAUAACAAGUUCUUCCUCUCGGGAUCUGCAGAUCAUGUUCAAGACUGGGAGGUAGUGGAUCGUACUCAAAUGUAUGAAUUUGUCUGGCCCAAAGCCGGUAUGUUCACCUGGAUCGAGGUGUACUUUGAGGCACAUCCUCUUGCGUCUCAAUAUAGCCCCCAGCGAUUAUCCAGCGCAUUUUGGAUCCACCUUACGCAAAAGCCCGCUUUGUGCUUAAUUGGCCCCGGCAGCAUGUUUGCCGCAAGCCCAGAAUCUAUUGAACUGGCUUACAGAUACUUUCGACUUUCUUUCGCCCCAAUGAAUGCCGACGAUGUUGCACACUUCACUCAAAGACUUGUUGACGGAAUCCGGUCCUUCUGGCAACGCAAUAAUCUUGAUGGUUUAGAAGAUACUGAUACUUUGGACAUGGGGAUGCUACAGCUGAGCCCUGAGGCCAACUUCUUGGGCACUGGCUGCUAA
Molecule: messenger RNA, 1722 nt
Organism: Penicillium longicatenatum
Lineage: Eukaryota; Fungi; Ascomycota; Eurotiomycetes; Eurotiales; Aspergillaceae
Product: putative aromatic amino acid aminotransferase
Exons: 3
Coding region: 1-1722 (573 amino acids)
Biological process (GO): biosynthetic process
Molecular function (GO): pyridoxal phosphate binding; transaminase activity
Source: RefSeq, a predicted model, not a curated record